Molecule: messenger RNA, 2784 nt
Organism: Aspergillus uvarum CBS 121591
Lineage: Eukaryota; Fungi; Ascomycota; Eurotiomycetes; Eurotiales; Aspergillaceae
Product: putative histone-lysine N-methyltransferase (Ash1)
Exons: 4
Coding region: 108-2657 (849 amino acids)
Biological process (GO): regulation of DNA-templated transcription
Cellular component (GO): chromatin; nucleus
Molecular function (GO): protein binding; histone H3K36 methyltransferase activity
Source: RefSeq, a predicted model, not a curated record
CUUGCGGACCUUCGAUCUCUCUUGCGGGCGCUAUUUAUUGAUCCUUAUUGAAGUACCUUGACUUUGGUAUACUCACCGCGUCCCGAUUCUCCCCUAAGAUUCUCACCAUGGAACGCUCAACUGGGUUGUCCGGCGCGUCUCCCGCAACACCCGCCACUCUUGCGGACCUUCAGAAGCACACCCAUGACCAUGCAGACACUUCAAUGACAUUUGAGUACACCGAACAACUUCUUACCCCCGAGAACAGUCGCUCCGAGACCUCAAGCAACAAUGAGAACGCGUCCCACGAAGAGAAACCGACUCAACGCCGACGAUCAACACGUGUAACACGCGCUUCGCUGCGGGGGGGACUCCGACCAGACGAUCUGGUCGGGGCGGGUAAACACAAUGGCUCAUCUCUUGGAGGCGAGAACGAUCAAUCACUUCCCGGUCAUGGUGAACCCCCCGUUGCGGAGAAGCCGAAGCGAUCAUCCUCUUCCUCCGCCUCCCACCUCCGCCACAGCAUAGCGGUAAUGGAAACAACCCUCUGGGCCGACGAGCAGUCGAGCCUUGGCAACCACCCCAUGACCCCGGAGACGCAGGCUUCCGAGAAAUCAUCACAGGAGCCGCCGUCCGAGGACAUUACCACGUCUGUGCAGCGACGGAGUCUCCGCAGGCGCGUGGAGCAGGUGCUGACCGAGAAGAAGGCGCAGGAGAAGGUUACAACCAUCGUGGAAGCUGUCAAGGAGAGCAGUCCCAGGCCCACCCGACGCUCAUCGCGGCUGAGCCUCUUGGAGAAGGCGUCAGACUUGGUGGACCGGGCGACCAGCGUCCUGGGAAAGCGCUCGCGUGAUGAGACGGAAAAGGGCAAAGACAGCGGCGAGCGUCGGUCCGGACUACGACCGCGCAAUGUCGUCGCCCCAAGCAAUGAAGAGCAGCCGGUCUCUGCACCUGCAAGUGACCCUUCGUCGAAGAAGAGACGGGUCUCGGAAAGUGACUUGCCUGCUGCGGCCAAGGCUGCUGGAGACACCGCGCAGGAAGUAACGGCACCUGCACCACCCCCCGUGCCGCGCCUCAAACGCAAGCGCUGGCUGGCUCAUGGAUUGUACACCGGACAAGAGCGCGAGGAUGGACCGCCCAGUCAAAGUCGGAGUAGGAACAGAAGAAAGAGUCAGAACAACAAGAACGAAGCUCCGCCUCAGCGACGGCUGUUACCAAUGCCCAUGUUUGCGGGAGAAAGACUCCUGCAGCGUGGAAGAGACUUCCAGCUUCCGUUCGAUGUCUUCUCGCCGCUGCCCCCCGGUCAACCAAAGCCUGACGAGUGGAGAAAGACCAAUAAAAACGUUUUUGUGGGAGAUGCUGGGAGCAUAUGGCGCGCAAACAAGCACAUCGACUUGUCGAACUGUAUGUGUACGGAGGAGACUGGCUGCGACGAAGAUUGCCAGAACCGGCACAUGCUGUACGAGUGUGACGAUGGCAACUGCAGGCUGGGUCCUGAUUGUGGCAACCGGAGUUUCGAAGAGCUCAAGCACAGAGCCAAAGCUGGGGGCAAGUACAACGUUGGUGUCGAGGUCAUUAAGACAGAGGACCGCGGCUACGGAGUACGCAGCAACCGCACCUUCGAGCCCAACCAAGUCAUUGUGGAAUACACAGGUGAAAUCAUCACUCAGACUGAAUGCGAGAGGCGAAUGCGAACGGUUUACAAGAACAAUGAGUGCUACUAUUUGAUGUACUUUGAUCAAAACAUGAUCAUCGAUGCUACUCGGGGGUCGAUUGCUCGCUUCGUGAAUCAUUCAUGUGAACCGAACUGUCGCAUGGAGAAGUGGACAGUGGCUGGCAAGCCGCGCAUGGCUCUCUUUGCUGGAGAUCGGGGCAUCAUGACCGGGGAGGAGUUGACCUAUGACUACAACUUCGACCCCUAUUCCCAGAAGAACGUCCAACAGUGUCGAUGCGGCGCCUCUAAUUGCCGUGGGAUCCUGGGCCCGCGACCAAGGGAGAAGGACCGGCGCGCCAAAGAGCAAGACGAAAGGCAGAAGCUGGCCGCCUUGAAGAAGCCAGUUAUCAAGCGGAAGGCCAGCACUGUGCUCAGCAAAUCCCCUUCAGGUGUGACCAAGAACCGAAAGAUUCUUACGACCAAGGCAGUCAAGGCAGGUGUGAAGAAGGCGGUCGCACGCGCCCGUGCUUCCGUGUCAAAAUCGACUUCUGCUCGUUCCAAGCAAGCCGUCACCAAGCCGACGAGCAAGACAGCCAAAGCGACUACCAAACCGCGAGCCAGCACGAAAGCACCUACGACGAAACGAACAUCGAAACCUGAACCCACGAAAACCAAGAUCAAGCUUCCCACCGUCAAGGCAACCAAGGCGAAGGCUAGAGCCGCGAUGCCCAAGAAGUCCACGCAGACUAAGACCCCAAAGACGCCGGACGCGAAGUCUGCAAAGGCCUCGGCGCCAACAAAGACAACAUCCAAGCUUAAUCGGCCCUCUGCAGCCACCAAGGCGAAGAUUCUCGCAGCAGCGAAGGGCACGAACUCACGAAAACGGCCGACAUCAAAGAAGGAAGAGAGCAAGGGUACCUCCAAGACCAAAUCACCUGGCAAAGUGGUGAAGCAGAUCCCUAAGAAGCAGCAGAGUGCGACUAAGACUACGAAGACCACGUCUCCGAGAAAGAGCAAGAAAUAGAAGUUCCCCGGAUAUCGCAAUCGCAGCUCCCUCGAAUUUUGGAUGAACUGCUGUUCGUUUCAAGUUCUGGUGACUGAUCCCUUCGUAGAUUUUUUGAGAGGUGCUUUUUUUGUUCGUCUUUGGCGUG